Maudiozyma barnettii is the source of this 2613-nucleotide messenger RNA. RefSeq names its product Utp14p (gene UTP14). The transcript has a single exon. Bases 1 to 2613 code for a protein of 870 amino acids. The record is from RefSeq and is a predicted model, not a curated record. NCBI's taxonomy places the organism in Eukaryota, Fungi, Ascomycota, Saccharomycetes, Saccharomycetales, Saccharomycetaceae. Gene Ontology annotation, cellular component: small-subunit processome; nucleolus. Gene Ontology annotation, biological process: rRNA processing.
AUGGCUAAAAAAUCCAAAUCCAAAUCAAGAAGUAAGAGUUCUAAGAGAGUUUUAAAUGCUCUAGAGAUCGCCGAAAGAGAACUUGAAGGUUCUGCAUCUGAUGGAGACAGUGAUAAUUAUAAUCCACGUAAAAAUGGGACAGUUGUCAACCUUUUGAAGAAGUCCGAGAGAAGGAAUGAGAGUGAUUCUGACGUAAUGUCAGAUGGGUCCUUCGAAGAUGAAGAGCUGGACUCUGACGAAGCCUUGGAUUCUGGUGAUGAGUUAGGUAAACUUGGUAAAGAAGGAGAUGUUGAUGUGGAUAAUUUAAGUGAUGGUGGUUAUACCUCUAUUGAAGAAGGUGAACUGAUGUCGUUAUCUCAAAUUUGGGAUAUGGAUAGUACUAAGACUAAACAAUCUAAAGGAGACAAAAAUGUACCAGCAGAAGAUGAAGAUACUCCAUUAAAAUUUCAAGAUUCAGAUAUAGAAUCUAGUGAUGAAGAAUCAGGUAGUGAAGGAAGUUCUGAUGACGAGGGAGAAGAUGAUGAAUCAAGCGACGAUCCAUUUGACGAGAUUUCAGAAGAUGAUGAAGACAUUGAACUGAAGACAAUUACCUCAAAUCUAUUGAAAGAUGCAUCAAAGAAUUCUUCAAAAAGGUUAGCAACAUAUGGUACUGGUGAGGAAAAUGAAUAUAUUUUGCCAUCCAUUAAAGAAAAUGAAGGUACCCAAAAAUUAAGUUUAUCUGAUAUGAUGAAUAUUGUUGAUGAUAAGCAAAUUAUAGAGAAGGCAACUUUGUUGAAAGGUGAGGGUGCAGCCACCGCAAUUCCCCUUCCACAAAGAAUUCAACAGAGAAAUGAACGUAAAGCAGCUUAUGAAAUAUCUAAAGACGAAGUUAGUAGAUGGUCUGACGUUGUUAAACAAAAUAGAAGGGCAGAACAUCUGUCGUUCCCAAUGAACCAAAAAGUAGAACACCAGGAGGCCUCUGUAUUUACAACGUCUGUAUCUGAGAACACUUCGAGUUCUUUACAGGAUAAGGUUAGAAAUGUCUUAGAACAAUCUAAUUUGGUUGAUCCCGAAAAAGAGGCUACGUUUGAAGACCUGCAUACUGCCAAGAUGACUCCAGAAGAAAUGAAGAAGAGAACUGUUGAAAUGAGAUUGAUGAGAGAUCUUAUGUUCCGUGAGGAGAGAAAGGCAAGAAGAAUAAAGAAAAUCAAGUCUAAGGCAUAUCACAGAGUUAAAAAUAAGGAGAUUCAGAGAAAUAGAGAAAAGGCAGGUAUAUCGGAUGAAAGCGACACAGAGCUAGAUAUUGCAAGAGCUAAAGAAAGAAUGACAUUGAAACAUAAGACUAACUCCAAGUGGGCAAAGGACAUGAUCAAGCAUGGUAUGACAAAUGAUGCUGAGACGAGAGACGAGAUGGAAGAAAUGCUAAGGCAAGGGGAAAGGUUGAAAGCAAAAAUUCAAGACAGAAAUUCAGAUGAUGAAGAUGAACGUAAAGGUUUAAGUGAUAUUGAGACUGAACAGGUUGAUGAAGUCGAAAAUACUAAAAUGAAGGAUGUACUUGGUAAAACAGGUGUCAUGAACAUGGCAUUUAUGAGAAACGCUGAAGCUAGAGAAAAGGAAGCUAACCUUCAAAAUAUUGCUAAUAUAAGGGCUUUUGAGAAUGGUGAAGAUCCGAUUAACUCCGACGCUGAUCAUGAUGAAAAUAUUCAACUCAACAGAGGUAGGAGGGUAUAUGUUCCAAGUAACUUGAUAAAAAAGAAGGAAGCAGAAGAGGCGGAUGAAGAAUUGAAGGAGGAAAUUCGUAUUGACAAUUCCAGAAACUUAUCCAAUAGACUAAAUAAAAACACCCUAUCUUCAAAAUCAGCCAAUGGUCAUGAUUCAGAUGCUGCAAACGAAACAGUGGGAGGGCCACAAGAACCAGCUAAUCCAUGGUUAGUUGGUAGUGAUGAUGAAUCAAAUAAAAACGUAAAACGUUCUACAAAGGUUUCAAUUGUCGAUAAGGAUAGCUCCAAGGAAACAAAGAGAACCCAAAAAAUUGAAAAGAAGUUAGCAAAACAAGAUAGAAAGAAUAAAAAAGAUACAUCCAAUGAUGAUGGGGAGUUGCUGCUCGAUUCAGAAAUAUCCAAUAAACUGAACAUUGUUGAUCCUUAUGGUGGUUCUGACAAUGAAUUUGAUGGUGAAUUUUCCUUUAAACAACAAGAUGUUAUUGCGGAUGCUUUUGCUGGUGAUGAUGUUAUCGCCGAAUUUGAAAAUGAGAAGAAGAGAGUUGCUGAUGACGAUGAUGAUAAAGAAGAGGAUGUUACCUUACCUGGCUGGGGUGACUGGGCAGGUAGUGGUACUCAACCUAGAAUGAAGAGGUCUAUAAAGAAGAUCAAGGGUGUUGUACAAAAAGAUAAAAGAAAAGAUAGAAGGUUACAAAAUGUGAUCAUAAACGAAAAGAUAAAUAAGAAGAAUUUAAAGUACCAAUCAUCAGCAGUUCCUUUCCCAUUCGAGAAUAAGGAGCAAUAUGAGAGAUCUUUACGUAUGCCUUUGGGUCAACAAUGGACUUCAAGAAAAUCGCAUCAAAACUUAAUUAAACCAAGAAUUAUGACUAAACCUGGUGAAGUUAUCGAUCCGCUAAAGGCACCAUUUAAAUAG